Molecule: messenger RNA, 684 nt
Organism: Talaromyces atroroseus
Lineage: Eukaryota; Fungi; Ascomycota; Eurotiomycetes; Eurotiales; Trichocomaceae
Product: Mediator of RNA polymerase II transcription subunit 21
Exons: 1
Coding region: 1-684 (227 amino acids)
Biological process (GO): regulation of transcription by RNA polymerase II
Cellular component (GO): mediator complex
Molecular function (GO): transcription coregulator activity
Source: RefSeq, a predicted model, not a curated record
AUGUCUCGACCAGGUAAAUCCAUCAAAGCCUUCCCGGACGUACAACGCCCGUCUAACAAAAGCACAUCACAGCUCGCGACUCAAUUCUAUGCCACUCUCUGCUAUCUCAGCACCUACCAUGACCACGUUCCUGCAACCAUCCCGCCGCCUGCCGCCGGCAUAGUUGACGCCAUGCCGCCUCUCGCCAAAAUCCCGCGUAACCAGCCGUCAGCUGCUCCCAUGCCCGCCGGCGCAGCCGCAAAACAAAACGCCGAACAGCAACAACAACAAGGCCAAGGGUCGCCGUCACAGGGACCCGCCGGCAGCGCAGCAGCAGAGACAUCGACACUACCUCCAAGCGCAGCGGGCGCCGUAUCUCUGACACCAGGCCAAGGAGAUCCUAAUCAACCACCCCAACCGGAUUCGCCGCAGCUAUUCCUGUUCAGACAGAAGGAACUGGCGCGCGACUUGAUCAUCAAGGAACAGCAGAUCGAGUAUUUAAUCGGAAGAUUACCGGGCAUUGGUGCGUCGGAAGCAGAGCAAGAAGCACGAAUUCGCGAAUUGGAGAGUGAGCUAAGACAGGUGGAACUUGCCAGAGAAAAGAAGGCACGGGAGCUCAAGAAAUUGGGGAAGAGGCUUGAAUCGGUAUUGGGGGCUGUCGAGAGAGGCAUUUACUCUCGACAGGAGAGGAACGGUCUGAAUUGA